AACACUUGUUCCUUUUCAACCAGAGGAAGAUGACCAUGCUUUGGCAACGAGAGUUUGUCCACAAGUUUCCGUAAGUGAUGCCUUUCAUCCAGAUGCUCGGAUUAAAGACUUAUUGCAGAUCGAGCUCGAGCUUUGCGACACCUUGCUUGGAUGCAAAUCUGUCAAAUUUAUUAUAUACCAGGAUUCAGCGUUACGUUAUUUGUCUACCAGUAUUUAUAACUGAUGUCUUCGAUCAUUUUCUAUAGCAAUUUGAUGCUCGACUCUAUCACCUUGUCAGUGAGUUAAAUAUCAUUCAAUACCACCAGUGUUUGAGCUUCAGAAGUCGGGAAUCAAUAUUUCAUCCAACUUUGAGCAAGGUAGUAAUUAUUUUGCUGACUAGUACUUCAAUAAUCACUAAUUUGACAAUUGUCUUAGUCAGUUUGAUUUUAACCAUCGGAUUAUGAAAUGGUUUGAAACUCAACUCAACUGUUCAUAACCGCCAUCAGCGUAUUGCAUUCAUAUUCAUAGUGCUCAUCACCAUCAUCACUUCAGUACCACCGCCAUCCGCAUCAUUGUCAGUGUCGUCAUAGCAACGGGAUGAAAUAUCAAACUAUUGUCUCUCAGUGUGUCCCUAUAGAUCUCCUGCAGAGUAUACAGGGAAAGGAAACAUUAUUCUAUACCUGCUGUUUUUGACCGUCAUACCAACUAUUUUGAAACUUUAAUGACCAAGUUCACCUUGAGAUGUGUGGUUAUGAUACAUCUCUGGUCUGCUGGCAUAAACUGCGUUCAGAGAGGACGAAAACGAGGAGUGUAUAACUAUAAGGGAUAGAGAGGGACCAAGGAAAAACAAGACAGUAUAGUGGGUGCUUAUACGAGUUCCUGAAUCCCGUCAUUCCUGGUACGAAACGAUUGCAAGGAUCAACACUUUUGAAACUCUAAUACCGUCUCCAGAUCUGAAGAAUCAGGAAUCAGUUCUUUAAUCGUUUAGUGGUUUCCUCGAAAGAAUAUCAUGUCGGUCGGGAAGUCAGAAUCGCUGCUGCGUCGAGACGCUCGCGCAUUCUGCAACAAGAGUAACCAGCGGACAAUCUGGGAAGCUCGGCGCGACGAACGUCGUACGAACCAGCAGCUCGAGCGAGAACUGCGUCACAUUGAGCGAUCCAAGUCGUACCGUGAGCGUGAACUAGAUCGCGAUCAGGUCAAGUUCCUGAACAACUUCGUGGAGAUCUUCCAAAGGCAGUGCGACAUCGUCGCCCAGCGAAAGUCACACGUCGUCGACGUCGAGACGGUGAACCGAGACGAGCAUGAAGACGAGACCAGUCAGUACGAUACCUACGAUGAGUAUCUGGAUGGAUCAGGACAAGAAACGAUGACCAUCACGACGUUGGAUCAAGUGACGACGGAAGCAGCAUCUGGUGUCCAGGACAAAGCUGAGGAGAACCCUGAGAUUCUCCUGGUGGCACAGAUGAACCGACGAAAGCUACGGAUACACAGGGAUUCCCUCCUACCCAUCAUAUACUCUCCAUGCCCGUCCGAAGAUGACUCGGCACCCAAGUUCUCGAGUCGGCCGAAUUCACCGAGACCCCGUGUGAUAAGUCCGUCCGAAGCCCACUUCAAUAUGUCAGACCAGGGGUCUGAAGCUUUGAAGUCAGACGAGAAAGUGAUGUCUGAAAGGACAAGUCCGGAUCAGGAUUCUCCUCGAAGUGCUGCCUAUCCGAGUUCUCCUCGAGAUAUCAAGGUGAACGUCUCCGCACCCGUGCUCCGCAGACGACAGCUCAGCCCUCUCAAUCGGUUUAAGAUCCCUGAAUCGCACUUCCGAGCAGAGAGUCCAUCCAGCAAGAACUCUACGGUGUUCGUCAACGAUGUCCCAGAUUUAGGUGGGUCGGUCCGGGGUGACCGCAUUUAUCGGCGCGGUAGGAAGCCUCAGCCACCGACGUUUAAAUCGAAGCUGAGAUCGUCCAAAAUGGGGCACAGAAACCAGCUGGAUUCGCAGAAGAAGGGCCGCGAUUCCGGCGCCGAAGGAGGCGGUGGGGCCCCAAUGGAUGAGAUGGCGCUGAACACCAAGUUCAUGUUGGAGUUCGAGGAGGCGAGCAGGAACGCGCUCGACCCAUACGCCAGCGGGACGGACAUCGAAUCGAUCAGGAAACAAUUCCUGGUGAACACGCUGGCCAAGAAACUCAAGAUCAGCGCUCUGCGCAGCGGACAUUUCGCGGAACUCGACGACAUCCGCAAGAAGAUCGAGCGGCGAAGAAAAUGCGUCGAAGAGAUUUUAGAAGCGAAGAGAAAGACGAGGAGGAUAGCAAGAGAAAAGGAAAUGAAGGAAAACGGGGAAGAUGAUACUGAAUCGAAUCAUAAUCAGAACGAAUAGUGUACAGAGGAUAUAUCUUAAAAGAAGGAAAGAACGAGUAUCAUAACCGGUCAUAAUUUACAGAGUAA
Molecule: messenger RNA, 2412 nt
Organism: Strongylocentrotus purpuratus (purple sea urchin)
Lineage: Eukaryota; Metazoa; Echinodermata; Echinoidea; Camarodonta; Strongylocentrotidae
Exons: 2
Coding region: 989-2344 (451 amino acids)
Source: RefSeq, a predicted model, not a curated record